Messenger RNA from Salvia splendens (bonfire salvia), 1508 nucleotides. Its product is annotated as protein CUP-SHAPED COTYLEDON 3. The record is from RefSeq and is a predicted model, not a curated record. Gene Ontology annotation, molecular function: DNA binding. Lineage: Eukaryota; Viridiplantae; Streptophyta; Magnoliopsida; Lamiales; Lamiaceae. Gene Ontology annotation, biological process: regulation of DNA-templated transcription. The coding region runs from base 281 to 1285 and encodes 334 amino acids. The transcript is spliced from 3 exons.
AGAGCCAGAAAUCUUUGUAAAGCAUAGCACGCAUAAAUCUCUGCAACAAACUCCCAUUGCAUUUUCACCUUCCCCUCUCUAUCCUCUCUCUUUGAUUAUUAUUUUACCAGUUUUGGAGCCCUUCUCAGGUGGCUUUUACAGUCCCUAUGCAGAUUAGCCUUUAUUACGACCCCAAUCUAUUCCAUUCUCCUUCGUUUUCAGUGCUUCAUUUAUAUAAAUAACCCACCACAACCAUCACCUUCUUAUCCAUGUUCCAAUUUCUACAAUUUAUCUCAUCAAAAUGUUUGGAGUGGAAGAGAUUCUGUGUGAGCUUGAGAGAGAUGCUCAUCACCAUCAUGGCCUACCUCCUGGCUUCAGAUUCCACCCUACUGAUGAAGAGCUCAUCACCUUCUACUUAGCUUCCAAGGUCUUCAACGGUACCUUCUGCGGCGUCGACAUUGCCGAAGUCGACCUCAACCGGUCCGAGCCGUGGGAGCUUCCAGAUGCGGCGAAGAUGGGGGAGAGAGAGUGGUAUUUCUUCAGCUUGAGAGACCGGAAGUAUCCGACCGGGCUGCGGACGAACCGGGCGACGGGUGCGGGUUAUUGGAAAGCGACCGGGAAAGAUCGGGAGGUGUUGAGCGCUGCAAAUGGGGGGCUGAUUGGGAUGAAGAAAACCCUAGUUUUCUACAAGGGGAGAGCGCCGAGAGGGGAGAAGACCAAGUGGGUCAUGCACGAGUACCGCCUUGACGGCGAGUUCUCGUGCCGCCACACCGGCAAGGAGGAGUGGGUGAUAUGCAGAAUCUUCCAAAAAAUGGCUGAGAGGAAGAGUUUGGUGCAAGGCCAAAACUACCUGAUGAGAGGCUCAUCAUACUACAGUUACAACCCAAUGACUUCACUGCCUCCAUUGCUCGAGUCACCAGCAACACUUGAUCAUCAAGAUCAACUACCAUUGCAUCAUCAAAACUCUCUUCUCUAUCACACUCCUAAUCAGGAUCAACCGGAGCUCAAAGCCCUGCUCAAUUACCCGCUCGCAUCCCGACCCGUUGGGAGCUCGAUGUUCCUCACUUCCAACCAAGGCUUGAGUUUGAAGGAGCUGAGCAAUGCCAUUGCAUCACAGUGCAAGAAUGUGGGUGGUGGUGGUGAUGGGGGUGGCAAUAGCAAAUAUGAAAAGAAUCCAUUUGUUUUUGGGGGAGAUUUGGCAAUCCCAUCAGUGGCAGCAGUGGGUGAUCACAUCGUUACAGCUGCCUUGGAUGCUGCAGCUAUUGAUCAUGUUAUGUCAACUGAGCCUGCUUUUAAAUGGUGGUAGUGAGAGAGAGAUGGAGACUUUAAUCCCAUCAUAGUCAUUGGAGAUUAUUCUUGCCAGUCUUAAAUAGUAUUUCCAAUUCAAAUCUUACUACUAUGUUUCAUGAAUGUAAGCAUGUAGCAGUAGCAGUAGCAGUGAUUAUGGGACCAAGGAAUGACUAGUACUUUAUUUUUCUGUUUUUGUAGCAUAUAGUAUGUAUUUAUGCCAAGAUAAAGAUCUGCAAUUU